CUACUCUGCUGCCUUCUGCUGGGACUUUUUUUUUGGGUGAGAGAGUCGGCGAGGGAGGGACCACUUCCUUUCCAAUGCUCGCAAAGUUUGUUGUGGAAAUCGGAACCGGCCCGGACGGUGAGGGAGCUCCCCCACUCUUCUGUCGGCGCUGUGAGGCCAACUGUAAACUGCUAGAUGUGGGAAGAUGUUGUCCACAGAGAGAGGAGUUGUUGAGGAAUGGUUAUCGGAGUUUAAGAGUCUACCCGAAGCGUCCAUUACAAGUUAUGCUGUCAGUUUGAAAGAGAAGACGUCUUUGGUAGCUGCGUUGUAUGAAGUGAUUCAGGAGCCUCAGAGCGAGUUUUUGGAGCCAGUCUGCCACCAGCUCUUUGAGUUCUACAGAAGCAGAGAAAAGCGCCUGAGAACAUUCACACUUCAGUUCCUGCCAGAGCUCAUAUGGUGCUACCUAUCUGUGUCCACCAGCAGAGACCUGCAGAGCAGUGGAUGUAUCGAAGCUCUGCUUCUCAGCAUCUACAGGAUUUAUAUAGCGCCAACAGAAAUUAUGGAUGAUCAGGGACACAGCAAGAUCUUGUCUUUUACAAUUCCAUCCUUGUCAAAGCCAUCAGUGUUUCAUGAGCCAUCUAGCAUAGGAUCCAUGGCAUUAACAGAAGGAGCUCUUUCACAGCAUGGACUAAGCAGGGUUGUGUACAGUGGGCCUCAUCCCCAAAGAGAGACGCUAACAGCUCAGAACAGAUUUGAAGUACUGGCGUUUCUCCUACUCUGUUAUAAUUCUGCCUUAAACUUCAUGCCAGCUCUUUCCCUCCGAUCCCUGUGUCAAAUGUCAUCCCGACUUUGCCUCAGUGGAUAUCCUCGCCAAAAUGCAAGAAAAUACAAAGGUGUGAAGAAUAGAAUACCGGUUUCCCCUGAGUUUAUGGUCCAGCUUCUUACCGGAAUUUACUACUCGUUCUAUAAUGGAGAAUGGGAUUCUGCACGUAGGGCACUGGAUGAUGUUCUGUACAGGGCACAGCUGGAACUGUUCCCAGAGCCUCUUCUGGUUGCAAAUGCAAUAAAGGCUUCAUUGCCCCAAGCUGCUAUUAAGGGAACUAAGGAAGGCACUAAAAGUAUACAGGUUGAAAUUGCUCCAACCUCAUCUAGGAUAUCUAGGAAUGCUGUCACAAGUAUGUCUAUUAGAGGCCACAGGUGGAAGCGAAAUGAUUCCGCAGAGUUAACUCUUCCGGAUGAGCUAUCUGAAAUAGCCGAGGUGGACGAAGGCUUCUGUUCCAGGGCAGCCUCAAGCUCAAGCCAGUCGGCCAUGUCUCACAGCAGCAGCAGUAGCUUCAGUAGGCCGCCUUUGGGUAAAGCCCAGAGGAGAUCUCUUGGAUCCAGGGCCGGGGGUAAAGAAAGGGAAUCUACAGGUGAUCCUUGCCGUGAGCAUCUUUGUAGGAAGCAGAACCAGAGAGCUAUGAGUGAGAAUCUAGAGCUAGUAUCUCUGAAGAGGCUCACUCUGACAACUAGCCACUCGCUACCCAAACCUGGCAGCUAUAGUCUUGCACGGACUGCAACAACUGUAUUCAGUAAAUCCUUCGAACAGAUGAGUGGAGCAGCUCCUGUACACAAUGUCACAGGUGUCAACACUGCUGGCACAGGCACUAAUGUGGAAACAAAUCGGUUUAGUGCAUGCAGCCUACAAGAAGAGAAACUGGCAUACAUAUCUGAAAGGACUGAGCUUGUCAUGCCUGGCAAAAGCCACCAGAGAUCCCCUAGUAUCUGCAUAACUCUGUCUACUGACUAGACCUGGAGAGGAAAAGCCAUAAACAAGAAAACAAAACAAACCGUUCCCUAUUACCCUAAAUUGGAAUCGGAACUCAAUGGAGCAGCUUAUAUAAGGGACUGACUUGUAGUUUACCAAAGUUUUUACAUGUUACCUUAUUUGAAACGUUUAGCAAUUUAUAUAAAUUGGAUAAGUGACAAGCCAUAACUUAACAUUUUUGGAUAUGUCAGGUGUGUAUACAUCACAC
Messenger RNA from Nanorana parkeri, 1994 nucleotides. RefSeq names its product family with sequence similarity 126 member A (gene HYCC1). Gene Ontology annotation, cellular component: plasma membrane. The transcript is spliced from 11 exons. Lineage: Eukaryota; Metazoa; Chordata; Amphibia; Anura; Dicroglossidae. The record is from RefSeq and is a predicted model, not a curated record. Gene Ontology annotation, biological process: protein localization to plasma membrane; phosphatidylinositol phosphate biosynthetic process. Bases 185 to 1768 code for a protein of 527 amino acids.